Messenger RNA from Trypanosoma rangeli, 1593 nucleotides. RefSeq lists its product as uncharacterized. The coding region runs from base 1 to 1593 and encodes 530 amino acids. The transcript has a single exon. The record is from RefSeq and is a predicted model, not a curated record. Lineage: Eukaryota; Euglenozoa; Kinetoplastea; Trypanosomatida; Trypanosomatidae.
AUGCCUUCAGGUGAACCGCAGUUUGCUACAGUCUCGCUUCUCCUUGGUGACGCGGUAGAGGGGACGUUUCGUGUACCAAUUACAGAUGAAACAACUGUGCGGCGCCUGGCAAAGGACGCAAUGCGUCGACUGCUUGCCCGUUACAGCGCCGGGAGGCACGUUUUCCAACAGGAUAGAAUCUCGGUGACGGAGGUUUUUGUGAAGACCGGCUCAAAUAGGGCAGAGAUAUUCGCACAAGAUCUUGUCAACCAAGUUGUGCUUAUUAAGGAAGAGGUGUUAUACAUGCGACUGCACAGGAGGGAGAGAGUGGAGGCAGAGACGGGGGAAGACUCCCUUGCGACGACGGAGACCACGGAACGCAUCACUACUGGGGACAAUAACAGAGAUACCUGCAUGAAUGCCAAGGCGGUUUCUUCUGUUGACGUGCACUCCAAGUCAGAAGAACUGUCGCAAGAAAAAAAGAAUCUCGCGGAUACAGGGAAGCCUGGCGUACAUGUUUCUUCCGUGCCCGCUGCUGCCGCUGUGUCUGUGGCUGUGGAAAGGCAAAAUGAAGAGGAGGUUAAGCGAGAGACAGAGGAGGGGAGUAGCAGUGCGGCAGGUGUGGAGAAGGGAAAUGACACAAGACGUGGUCUGGGCUGGGGUCCAGAGGCGCACAAAAACUUCCCCAACAACUAUAUUGCCAGUCCCAACAGACUCAUGCGGAAGCCGCGGACGAAACGAAAGACCACGACAAAGGAGGAGACGCCGUCCGCGAUGGAGGCGGAAGCGAAAAGCGAGACAGCGGAAAAAGAGUCUUUACCGGAGACAAAUGUUGUCGCGCAGCCAACUCGAGGAUUGGCGUGGGGUCCGGAAGCCGGGAAGUAUUUUCCUGAUAACUAUGUUACCUCUCCUGAUAGGAUCGCCCGGAUCAGGAGUCGCGAAAAGCGUCUAGAAAAAAAGAAGAGGCAUGAGGAAGAGGAAGCAGCGAGACAAUUGCAAAAGAAAAAAGAGGAAGAGGCAAGGUUAAAACAGAACACGGCAGCCUCUCUUCCAACCUUUUCAAAAAUAAUGCACUCGUUGGAAAGACGUCUGAAUGAGGAUCAGCACCAUGAUACUCCUCUGAACUCCAAUUCUACCGUGAUGACGCACGGAAGCAAGGCGGCAACUAGUCAAGGGGACAAGGAGCCACGAACAGCGCCCACCGCAAUUGCAGUAGAUUCCACUCCUCACACAAAUCAUGAGAAUGGAUGCCGUCAUAGUACCGGCCUCAAGACAAAUAGAAAAAGGCGGUUCAGUGAAAUUGAGGGCGGUGGGAGCGCUUCAUGUCCCAUCAUUGUGGAGCGCCAGCUUAGCUUUGAGGCUGAAGACGCUGCCAUUACUCACACACCUCAGGAACAGUCGACACGACGGCUGCUUGAGGGCACUGCUGGGGCGAAUCGAUCUCAACAAAAGGUCCCACCGGGGUGGGGAAAGGAAGCCACACGUUACUUUGACGUGGAUACCUACUUUGAUGAUCCCAGCAAGGCGAAGCUGAGUCCGGAGAUUUUGGCGCGCCCUGUGCGAGCUAGGAGAGACGUCGUGCUCCCGUACUACUUCGCUGCCAUAUCCAAGUAA